This is a messenger RNA of Linum tenue, 2143 nucleotides long. The record is from the annotation of a GenBank genome assembly. Lineage: Eukaryota; Viridiplantae; Streptophyta; Magnoliopsida; Malpighiales; Linaceae.
CAAGUAGGGCCCUCCUACGGAUAGUUGGAAGCAAAACCCUAACCUGCAUCGCAAACAUCAAAACAUACUUCCCCCUGUCCGCCUGUCGUCUCUCUGCAAACCCUAAUUCCCAGUUCCUCUGAUCAAGGUAGAAGAAGCAAUGAGAAUUUGAUUCCCAAACCGUGGGAGAAUUGAUGUGCUCGCUAUUUGAGAUCAAAAUCCACACAAAGUCUAUCUAUGGCUCUGCCCACCGGAAAUGGGAACGGCGUUCUGUUUCCCGCGAUGUUGCAGGUCACUAGCAGCAGGCUGAGGCUGAGCCCUAACUCAGAGCACAAACCGGAGGCCUACGAUGACCUGAAAUUGGAGUUCAGCCCUCUCCUCUUCAGCUCACUGGAGCGUUACUUGCCUCCGGCGAUGCUCAAUUUGUCCCGUGAUGCCAAAAUCCAGUUCAUGAGAGAUAUUCUCGUUCGCUACUUCCCUGAGGCCGAGCGAACUCGCAUCCAAAAGCAAAGGGAAUACCGUGAGCAGAUUAUGUCUCACUAUCAGCCUCUUUACAAGGAGCUACAAACCCUUGACGAGACGAAAUUUUUUGUCCCAUCAUUUCUCCAAGCAGUCAAUGCGGGUACAGAGGAGAGUUUCAGAAAUAUCAUAAUAGAACCCACACCUGGAGUCUAUUCCUUUGAAAUGCUUCAGCCAAAUUUCUGCGAGAUGCUGAUUUCUGAGGUAGAAAACAUUGAGACGUGGGUGCACGAUAAAAAAUUCAAAAUCAUGCGCCCGAACACAAUGAACAAAUACGGUGCUGUUCUUGACGACUUUGGCCUGGAACCAAUGCUUAAUAAGCUGAUGGAUAUUUAUCUACGUCCAAUGGCUAAAGUUUUCUUCCCUGAGAUUAACAAAUUAGCUCUGGAUUCUCACCAUGGUUUCAUUGUUGAGUAUGGAGCAGAUAAAGAUGUUGAGCUUGGCUUCCAUGUUGAUGAUUCAGAAGUCACCUUGAAUGUUUGCUUGGGUAAGGAAUUCUUCGGUGGAGAAUUGUACUUCCGUGGAGUUCGGUGUGAUAAACAUGUGAACACUGGGACACACCAAGAGGGUCGAUGCAUCUUGUGGGACUAGAGCUAUGGUUCCAUGAUUGAACACCUAAGCCGGAUCUGGAGAACAUGAUCAAAUGAAGGCUUAAUAAUCCCACUUUCUGCAACAGGAAGUAGGGUAUUAUUCCCAUAUUCCAGGACGUGCAGUUCUUCAUCGAGGUCGCCAUAGGCAUGGUGCCAGAGCUACGACUUCUGGAGAACGGUUAAACCUGAUUAUGUGGUGCAGAAGUUCGGCAUACCGAGAGCUGAAGAGAUAUCAGACUGAUUUCUCUAGUUGGUGUGGGGAAUGUCUUCGUCGGAAAAAAGAAAGGCAGCACAGGGCUGUUGCAGCAACCAAAAUGGAACUGCUGAAGCGGGAUGGUAUAUCUACAUCCUGACCUUCGAACUUCACAAUCUCGUGUUUUUCGUUUAGGUCUUUGAAGUUAUAGAGAUGAUAUGGCAACCUGUCGAGACCCCGUUCCAGUUGGGGUGUUCUCUGGAGUGCAGCAUCGAACCAGCCUGGCAUGCUUGUAAGGCAUUUUGGGUGCUGAAAUGAGGGACACAUUUUGGAUCAUGCUCACCCUUCCACCUUCUCCAGAAAAGGAAGAGAAAAAAAUGUCACAGAAGAGCUUUUACAUACUGCUAUCCUUGUUUUAGGUUACUGAACUGUGAAUGCCAUAAGUGACUUGGUAGAUAGCUUCUCCAUCUGUAUUCUGUGCAGUAGCUUGUUUAGUUCCAGAACUUACUGGAAUGUCUUGUGGUUUCAGCCUGAAAAUAUAUGCUGUCCGAUUUCGACUGUACUUUCGAGAAACAACACUGACUGGGAAAUAAGAAAUGAAUACACCUCGCAUUGGCAUCAAUGGCGACGGUAUCAUUAGCUGAAGCAAUACUACAUUUCAAGAAACAAUGCUGCCAUUCCUUUUAUCUCAAUACACAGGAAGAACAGUACACUACCCCCCUGGAACAAAGUUGCUUACUACUAACUGUAUUCAGUAUUCGCCAUAAUCUGUACAUCAUCUUAUUCUCUCUGUUAAGAAUUGAAAAAUGUGAUCCAACUACAACCAAUACCGAGAGAAUUACAAAGUGAUGCAUAAAUAUGU